Ustilaginoidea virens is the source of this 1491-nucleotide messenger RNA. RefSeq lists its product as uncharacterized. The record is from RefSeq and is a predicted model, not a curated record. NCBI's taxonomy places the organism in Eukaryota, Fungi, Ascomycota, Sordariomycetes, Hypocreales, Clavicipitaceae. Gene Ontology annotation, cellular component: mitochondrion. The transcript has 2 exons. Gene Ontology annotation, molecular function: pyridoxal phosphate binding. Gene Ontology annotation, biological process: GABA catabolic process. Bases 1 to 1491 code for a protein of 496 amino acids.
AUGUCGGCUCUCCGUGCUUCUGGCGCGGCCGGACCUGCUCUGGCCCGCACCGCUCGAGCCGCCCUGACCACGAGACACUUCGCAACCGCUCUCUAUAAACCCAAGAACCAGGAGCCUGCUGCUCCUGUUGUCAAAACCAGCAUCCCCGGCCCCAAGGCCGCCAAAGCCAUCAAGGAGCUUGACCGGGUUUUCGAGACUCGCAGUAUCAACAUGAUGAUUGACUAUCCCCAGAGCGCGGGCAACUACAUUGCCGACCCUGAUGGCAAUGUUCUUCUAGACGUUUACGCGCAAAUCGCCUCGAUCCCGGUUGGCUACAACAACCUCAGGCUCCGCAGAGUUGCGCGAUCACCCGAAAUGAUUAACGCUCUAGUCAACCGUCCCGCUCUGGGCAACUUUCCUUCCACCACCUGGGCCAAUCUUCUCAAGACUGGCGUUCUCAAGGUGGCUCCCAAGGGCCUCAACAACGUCUACACCGCCAUGGCUGGUUCCGAUGCCAAUGAAAUCGCCUACAAGGCUGCCUUUAUGUACAAGAGGCAGCAGGAGCGAGGCGGUCCGGAUGUCGACUUCACCCCGCACGAGAUGGAGAGCGCCAUGAACAACCAGGCCCCCGGUGCCGCUCAGCUGUCCAUCCUGUCCUUCAAGUCCAGCUUCCACGGGCGCCUGUUUGGCUGUCUGUCCACCACCCGCUCCAAGCCCAUCCACAAGCUUGAUAUCCCAGCCUUUGACUGGCCGCAAGCGACCUUUCCCCAGCUCAAGUAUCCUCUGGAUCAGCACGCCGAGGAAAACGCAAAGGCAGAGCAGGCCAGCCUGGACGAAGUCGAGCACCUCAUCAAGACGUGGCACCUGCCUCCUGCCGCAGUCGUUGUCGAGCCUAUACAGAGCGAGGGCGGCGACAACCACGCCAGCCCCGCCUUCUUCCAGAAGCUGCGCGCCCUCACCCUCAAGCACAACAUUCUCCUCAUCGUCGACGAGGUGCAGACCGGCGUCGGCGCCACCGGAAAGUUCUGGGCUCACGAGCAUUGGAACCUCCAGGACCCUCCCGACAUGGUCACCUUCUCCAAGAAGGCUCAGGCCGCCGGCUACUACUACCGAUCCAAGGACUUGCGGCCCAACAAGCCGUACCGUCAGUUCAACACCUGGAUGGGUGACCCGUCCAAGGCGCUGCUUUUCCGCGCAAUCAUUAACGAAAUCGAGAGGCUCGACCUUGUGAACCAGACCGCCAAGGUUGGCGACUACCUGUUUGGGAAGCUCGAGGGCCUCGCCGCCAAGUAUCCCGAACACUUCCAGAACCUCCGCGGCAAGGGACAAGGAACCUUUAUCGCCUUUGACAACCCCAGGCGUGAUGAGUUCCUCGUCAAGGCCAAGGAAUUCGGAGUCAACAUUGGUGGCAGCGGCGCCAGUGCCGUGCGCCUCAGGCCAAUGUUGACCUUUCAAGAGCACCAUGCAGACAUUUUGAUUGGCGCUCUCGAAGAGGUUGUCAAGGCGUUGUAA